Aethina tumida (small hive beetle) is the source of this 378-nucleotide messenger RNA. Its product is annotated as MAGE-like protein 2. The coding region runs from base 1 to 378 and encodes 125 amino acids. The transcript is spliced from 2 exons. The record is from RefSeq and is a predicted model, not a curated record. Lineage: Eukaryota; Metazoa; Arthropoda; Insecta; Coleoptera; Nitidulidae.
AUGUUUCUAAAAUUUGCGAAACUAGAGGUGCCCGUUUACAAGAAGAUCGGCGUGCCAGUUCCCCAUCCGGUGGGAGUACCGGUGCCGCAAGUCAUCAAGGUGCCAGUACCGCAACCCUAUCCCGUUCACGUUCCGGUACCACAGCCGAUCGCGGUUCCCAUCUACAAAUUGGUGCCGCAGGAGAUUGAGAAGAAGGUUCCGAUUACCGUGCAUAAGAUUGUGCCCGUGGAAGUGGAGAAGCCAUAUAAAAUAGAAAUCGAGAAGCACCAUUUUCAGUACGUGGAAAAGCCGUACCCAGUUCACGUGCCAGUCUACAAACAUGUCUACCAUCAUGUGCCAAAACACGAAGGUGGUGGCGGAGGUCACGGAUGGCAUUAG